Messenger RNA from Drosophila ananassae, 4310 nucleotides. RefSeq names its product beta-1,4-mannosyltransferase egh. The coding region runs from base 1474 to 2847 and encodes 457 amino acids. Lineage: Eukaryota; Metazoa; Arthropoda; Insecta; Diptera; Drosophilidae. Gene Ontology annotation, molecular function: beta-1,4-mannosyltransferase activity. Gene Ontology annotation, cellular component: cytoplasm. The record is from RefSeq and is a predicted model, not a curated record. The transcript is spliced from 3 exons.
UAACGCGCUAAGAACAAAAUUGAGCGCCAACUGGGCACAUUGCUGGGCAGCAGCGGUUAAAAUAUUAAUCAGAAAAAAGUCGACUAAAACGCUGUGACGGUCAAUCGCUUGGGGCUGAAUCUGCAUUCUAAGCCAAGAUGUGCGCGCGUAUCAACGACAACACAAACGCCCAGUCCUCAUAGUGAAUUGGCAAUUGCAUUUUUUGAUUACCAACCGCCACACACUUACACCACACUCACCCACACAUCGCCACUGUCACACGCGUAGUGAAAAAUUGCAAUAAAAAAAAAAAAAAAAGGCGUCUACAAGGAAAUAGCCGUGUGGGAAAAUCGAUAGAUUUUCAGCCGCCGUUUAAAUUGUGUUGGUUCCCAGCAUAUUAAUUCAUUGUGCUUUCAAACGAUCUGUCGGUUUAAGUUGAUAUAUUCUCAUAAUAUAUAUAUAAUUUUUUUUUUUUUUGCUGGUGCAAAGUACGCUCUCCGAAAUUGGCAAGAGCGGUCGGUCAACCGGUGAAGAGAGGUGAAAAAAAAAAGAAAACGAAAAAAAAAGUGUAAAAACGGGGGGGAGCCGAUAUGAGGAAAAAUUAGCAAAGCACUACAUUUAUAUAUGUAUAUUUGAUACAAAUAUCGCAAAUAUUAAUGAACCUGCUACUGCGGCGGCGGCUACGGCUACGGCGGCACCACAAACAACAAAAACAAAACAAACAGCAUUGACAAAAAUUUCUAAUACGAAAAAAUACAAAAAUAAACCAAACAAAUCGGCGCCGCUGGCAACAAGAAGAGUGAGUGAGUGAGCGAGUGGCCUGGCCUGGCCCAAAGGAACCCCCAGAAGAGAGAAGAGAGCGAGUCUUAACACGCGGGAGAGAGCGGCUAAGAGAGGAGCGGCAAGAGAGAAGAAGCGCAUCUUGAGCGCGCGUCAUCGAUAUAUAUCUUCUUCUAUAUCUUCAAUUGUUUACGGCGGCAGCAGCGACAGAGGCAGAGGCAGCGCCAGCGGCACACCCAACACGCCCAAAAGGGAAUAGGGAAAACAGAGAGAAGCCCCCAAAAAGGAAAAACAGGCAACUUCCUUCCUUCUCUAAUCGUACUUCCCCACUCCGGCUGGCAUGGAGAGCAUGAAAUGUCUGACCCGGAAUCAGAGCUGAGAGUCUCAAAUGCCAGCGAAGACCAGCGGGAGCAGCAGCCGUAUCCUAGUCCAGCAUCAUCGAGGAGUAGGAGCCCAGGAAGAUAGCUCUAAAUUGUUUUUUUUUUAUAGAUAAAAAAAAAACCGAAAUACCAGGGCCCAGUUAUCAAGAAAGUGACUGGGUCAACUUCCGCUCAAAAAAUAAUAAUAAAAAAUAAAUAAGAAACUGACUCACCAAAAACGAACGAUCGAACGAACGAACAAAGAUCCCGCACACUAUCCAAGUUCUACUUAAGCGAGAAACUAAAAUCUUAAUUCUUACAUCUUAAAUCUUAAUUAAUUAAAAUCGCAAUCAGGAUGAACUCCACCACAAAGCAUCUGCUGCACUGCACACUGCUCAUCACUGUGAUAGUUACCUUCGAAGUAUUCUCCGGCGGUAUUAAGAUCGACGAGAACUCGUUCACGAUCGUCGAUCCAUGGACUGAAUACGGCCAGGUGGCCACGGUUCUGCUGUACUUACUCCGCUUUCUCACCCUCCUCACCCUGCCCCAGGUUCUCUUUAAUUUCUGCGGCCUGGUCUUCUACAAUGCCUUCCCCGAGAAGGUCGUCCUCAAGGGUAGCCCUCUCCUAGCGCCCUUUAUCUGCAUCCGUGUCGUCACUCGGGGCGAUUUUCCCGAUCUGGUCAAGACGAAUGUCCUGCGGAAUAUGAACACAUGUCUGGACACCGGCUUGGAGAACUUUCUCAUCGAAGUGGUGACCGAUAAGGCGGUACACUUGGCCCAGCAUCGUCGCAUCCGAGAGAUCGUUGUGCCCAAGGAGUACAAGACACGUACGGGCGCCCUCUUCAAGUCCCGGGCUUUGCAAUACUGUCUCGAGGAUAAUGUGAAUGUCCUGAACGACAACGAUUGGAUUGUUCAUUUGGACGAGGAGACACUGCUCACCGAGAACUCUGUGAGGGGCAUCAUCAACUUUGUCCUGGACGGGAAGCAUCCGUUCGGUCAGGGACUGAUCACGUACGCCAACGAGAAUGUGGUCAACUGGCUGACCACCCUGGCGGACAGCUUCCGGGUAUCCGACGACAUGGGCAAGCUCCGGCUGCAGUUCAAGCUCUUCCACAAGCCGCUCUUCAGCUGGAAGGGCAGCUACGUGGUCACCCAGGUGGCAGCUGAACGUUCGGUGUCCUUUGACAAUGGUAUCGAUGGAUCUGUGGCCGAGGACUGCUUCUUUGCGAUGCGCGCCUUCAGCCAGGGCUACACCUUCAACUUUAUCGAUGGGGAGAUGUACGAGAAGUCGCCGUUCACCAUGCUGGACUUCCUGCAGCAGAGAAAGCGCUGGCUCCAGGGCAUCCUCCUGGUCGUCCACUCCAAGAUGAUACCCUUCAAGCACAAGCUACUGCUCGGCAUCAGCGUCUACUCGUGGGUGACCAUGCCCUUCUCCACAUCGAACAUUAUAUUCGCCGCCGUCUAUCCCAUACCGUGUCCCAAUCUGGUUGAUUUUGUGUGCGCCUUUAUAGCGGCCAUUAACAUCUAUAUGUAUGUGUUUGGGGUGAUCAAGUCGUUUUCGUUAUAUCGAUUUGGAUUAUUCCGAUUCCUGGCCUGUGUGCUGGGGGCGGUGUGUACGAUACCCGUGAACGUGGUGAUCGAGAAUGUGGCGGUGAUUUGGGGUCUGGUGGGCAAGAAGCACAAGUUCUAUGUCGUGCAGAAGGAUGUGAGGGUCCUGGAGACGGUCUAGACUGUCUGGUCUACUGUCCAGGAGUGGAGAGCAUCAAGUCAUCAAUAAAAAGCCAUCGUAGCAUCCUCAGCAAAACCAAAAAAUCCAAAAACAAACAAACAAAAAUGCAAAUAUCGCACAAUUUCUGGCAAGGUUCAGUGUUGUCCUGUCACUAUUCUGAUUUAUUUUAUUUGUACAUUUUUUUUCUAAUAAUAAGAGCCCACUCAAACACACCACAAAUGCACACACACGCACCAUACCACACACACCCAUAUCCCAUAUGAUAUUGUUGUUUCAUCCAUUUCAUUCUAAAAUAAUUGCCAAAAAAAAAAAACGAAAAACUAAGAAUUAUAAAUUAAAUUCAAAAAAUUAAGAACAAAUAUUUUAGACAAGAUCUAUGAAAGAAAUGCACACACCACACACACACACACGCACAUACACUCAAAAAAAAAUACGAAAAAAACAACAACAAUUAGGGAAAUCACAUACACAGAAAGAAAAAUAAGAAAGAAAAAAUAUUAAAACGAGAAAAACGAAAAGUCUCCAUUAUGUGUAAUUUUCAUUAAAUAUAUAUAUAAUUUUUUUGUAUAGUCUGUAGUGAAAGAAUUGCGCUAUAUAUUUAUAAACAAACAAAAACAAUUAAAAAAUAUAAAUAUUGUAUGUAUAUUGAGUAGAACUAUUAUGUAUUAUUAUUACGAUUAUUUAAACUUUGUACAUUAAUGUAUUGUAAAUUGAUAAUCUGUUAAAACAAAAAAAAACAAACAAACAAACAAAAACAAACAUACACAAACAAAAAAUGAAAAACUAAAAAUUAAAAUUUAAAAAAUUAAUUAUCAUUCACACCAAAAUACACUGCAAGAAACACAAGAUAAAAAGUUAAGCGGAACAUAAUGAGAAAAUUAGAAGAAGAAAAAAAAAGAAUUCUAGACUUUAUGUACUUACAAGCGCAAAAUAUCGAUGUACUUGUACAAAAUAUCAUUCACACAGGUCCUUGAAAAAAAGACUAUCCUUGGUCCUUGAGUCCUUGAGAGGAUCGACUGCGUCCGGGUUGAAAAUAAUUUUUUUUUUGGCCACCGGCGGCUGUCUGGUCCGGCUCCUUCGUUCUUCGACAACUGUGGUGUGAAUGAUAUGAUCGUGAUUAGCGGUAGGAGGUCCUGGCCUUUUUCCGGGCACCCAUCGAAUUUCUUUGUCCUUUUUUUUUUUUUAAAAUAUAUAUUUUUUUUUUAGUUCUGUUCUAAAUGUAUAUUAUUUUUUUGUUUGUUUCUCUUUGUCAUUCUGUUUACUGUUAUUGGUGCUUUAAGAACCUCGCCCAUCCCACGCCCUCAAGAAAUACAAAAAAAAAUAAUAAUAUCCUUCGGUAAAAAACGAAGAACGUGAGUCCUGAGACACCACACACCCCCCUCACCUACACACACAACACAUUAAACUGUUAUGAAAAAAGAACCAAAUACAAAAACAAUAAAAAUAAAAUGUCAAAAAUAUAA